Messenger RNA from Colletotrichum scovillei, 2313 nucleotides. RefSeq names its product chromo domain-containing protein. Lineage: Eukaryota; Fungi; Ascomycota; Sordariomycetes; Glomerellales; Glomerellaceae. The coding region runs from base 574 to 2313 and encodes 579 amino acids. The transcript has 2 exons. The record is from RefSeq and is a predicted model, not a curated record.
AUGCCCUCUGUACCUACCUGGCAUGCAAGUAAACGCUCUCCCACCGCUCCGGUCCAUCCUCGAUAUUAAAUGGUUACUUUUCGCGCCCAAUUUCACGCCAGCAAUCCCAUAAAUACGUGGUUUUACUCUGUACAAAAUUUCACAUCUCCCGCCCCUCUCGAUUUUCAAGGUCUUGAUUGCCCUUUGGUACCCGACGAGUAGGGAUGCAAUCUGUCCCGCCGGUUAGUCCUCAUUACCUUGCCCGAAUAACCUCAUCGCUUACCUUUGAUUAGUUCACAUAACUACAUCAAAAUUCAUGAACAAGAGCUCCAUCCUCUUUGCCUCAUCAACCAAUUCCGGUCCUGGCCUGAUCAGCACUGCGCUUCGAGCAUCAGAGGUUCUUCUCCACGCUCCCGUACAACGUGCGGUUGCAUUCACUGAGGCCCGCUACCUCGCGUAUCAAGAGUCACAUCGUCAUCUGAGUGUAUCGACCUUUGAUGCGUUGAAAACCUGUGGCAACAGUUCACACAUACGACCACAGCGUAUUCCUUCACGCUUGCCUUCUGGAUAUGCUUUCCAGAGUAUAAACGUGCCAUGGAUGUUUCCGGGCUUUUCGUCGCCGAUGAUAAGCAACCUGACGAUGACAACAUCUCCAUCAACUCCACUCUCGCGUCUGAACACGAUUCCGAUGAGGAAUGGCUGGUAGAGGGUAUCCGCGCUCAGAGUCGCGAAGGCGGGAGAGACAAAUUUUUGGUAGAGUGGACCGGUUACCCUAUUGAAGAGGCCACAUGGGAGCCUGAGGAAAAUGUGACGGAUGAGCUACUUGGGGAAUGGAAAGACACUCAAGCAAAGCAAGCUUGUGGAAAGGAGAAGCCGUUCGACAUUGUCGCCUGGCAAGAAAGCGUGGUCAAGCGUCAAGAGGACAAAUACCAGCGGCAUCACCAGCGCAAUGUUGAACGGAAAAAACGAGGUAUCCAGCUUAGGCUAUGGGAAGGCGAAACCAAAGCGGAUUACUAUCUCAGCGACGAAGACGUUGGGGAGGAUGAUUACAACGCCGUGUUUCCCCCUCCAAAGAGUGUGGGGCGAAACGAAGAUGCGUUUCAUUCUGAUACUCAACCCUCCAAGAUCACCCCUAAGCAGGAGGUCGCAGAGAAACCAAUUCCUCAGAAACGGGCUUCAGCGACAGAGAAACCAAAAUCACCAACAAGAAAGGCACAAUCCAGCUCCAGCCCUCAGCCACGCUCACAUCCACCUUCAGCGCAGGCAGCGGUGACUGGAUAUCAAGGAACAGCAAAGAAGAAGCCUCUCCCGGGCAGGGUAGUCAACAAUGCGACAACCAGCCGGUUGCCGAAUAACGCGACAGCAACUGCGCGGACCACUCACAGGGCCAAAAAGACUGCUGUGAGCUCUAGGACAAUGGUCAGAUCACAGAACAGCGGAACGGGCAUCAAUGUCUUCGCGGCCGGCAAGCAAUCAAAGCAGCGCCGUCAACUCGUACAGAACGUGGCCGAUCCUAACAAGGAUGCUCGUCUUUUCUCAAAUCACCGACUCAGGAGAAAAGCUGAGUUACAAGGUCGUGAGAAAGCGGACGUGGCUCCCGCGGCAGUCCCAACGAAGCUAUUCAGCAUCAGCCGCGGGCCUCCUCCUGGAACCACUACCGGUACAAACAUCAAUCCGAGUACCAAUACCACCGCUAGCACCCCUCGGUCUGUACUGAAGCGCUCAGUCGAUGAUCUCUCGACGAGGUCAGCCAGUGAGUCCAGUAUGGCAGCGUCGGAGAGGGCGGGGGUGUCACACCCUCAAAAUCUCGGUCAGCCCCAGGCUACUCAGCCAACGACCAAGAAAAGGAAGUCCGUUCAGUUUGCAGACGUUCCGCUUGUCGAUGAGCCAGAAGAGAUGGACGUGGACUACCCGACUGCUCGGCCAAAAAGACUCAAGUCGCCCCCAUUGUCUUCGGAUCCGUCACAGUCUACUCAACCGCCUGCUAAGCCUCAGUCUAUCCUUCGCAAGUUGUCAAUAACAGACUACAAGUCGAGCAGCACAGGCCAAAACUACGACAAAACAGUCGUUUUGGGUCCUCAGGGAAGCAAGGACAUUGAAAUGACAUUUGAUAACGUUAGAGCCGACUCUGACGCUUGGCAUUCUCAAUUUGUUGACGAGAAACUGCUGCAUUUCGCCAGAAAUUUCACAGCCAAAACUUUUGCUUCUCAAAGGGCAAUUGUUAUUGAAAGGGUACUCGCAAAUGGAAGCGGUCGUUUGGGGUUGCGUGCUUCUAUGAAGACUUCCUCAUCGUCAUUUACCCAGCUGAGUGUGAAGAUUGGAAGCAAACAAUGA